AUGGCCGCCUUCGAUAUGGAGGACCCGAUGGCCGUUGUUUCUCCAGGCGGAGUCGGCUUCGACAUCAACUGUGGCGUCCGUCUUCUGCGCACCAAUCUCACUCUCAAGGACGUUCUGCCCGUCAAAGAACAGUUGACGCAGGCCCUGUUUGACCACAUCCCCGUGGGAGUCGGCUCGAAGGGUGUUAUACCCAUGAGUUCCCAGGCUCUCGAUGAGGCUCUUGAGAUGGGCAUGGACUGGUCCUUGCGACAAGGCUAUGUUUGGACGGACGACAAAGAGCACUGUGAGGAGUACGGCAGGAUGCUACAGGCGGAUCCCUCCAAGGUGUCUGUUAGAGCGAAAAAGCGUGGUCUACCGCAACUGGGCACACUUGGCGCCGGCAAUCAUUAUGCCGAAAUUCAGGUUGUCGAAGAGAUUUUCGAUCGUCAUGCCGCCUCCAAGAUGGGCAUUGAUCAGCUGAACCAGGUGGUGUUGAUGAUUCACUGCGGCAGUCGUGGAAUGGGACAUCAGGUGGCGACUGACGCGCUGGUAGAAAUGGAACGCGCAAUGAAGCGGGAUAAAAUAGAGGUCAAUGAUCGUCAGCUUGCCUGCGCCCGAAUCAACUCCGUUGAGGGUCAGAACUACCUCUCAGCAAUGUCUGCGGCGGCCAACUAUGCCUGGGUUAAUCGGUCUUCCAUGACAUUCCUCACACGACAGGCGUUUGCCAAGAUAUUUAAUUCUACUCCUGACGAUUUGGAUAUGCAUAUUAUCUAUGAUGUAUCGCACAACAUUGCUAAAGUCGAGGAGCACUGGGUGGAUGGGCGGCCUCGAACGCUGCUGGUUCACCGUAAGGGUUCUACUCGCGCCUUUCCGCCCCAUCACCCGCUCAUUCCCGUUGACUACCAGGCAAGUCGAUUGGACUACUGGCUUACGCUAGCGCUGAUCUGGUCUGGUCUUUCUAGCAUGCUUACUCCUUCCCACGCCCCAUCCCCAUCCAGCCAUGCUUGCCAAUACGCAAACAGCUUGACUGGCCAACCCGUUUUGAUUGGCGGCACGAUGGGCACCUGCAGUUAUGUUCUGACAGGGACCGAAAAAGCAAUGACAGAAACCUUCGGUUCAACAUGUCAUGGCGCUGGAAGGGCACUCUCACGAGCUAAGUCCAGAAGAACGCUCGACUACAGUGAGGUAUUGGACCAGCUUUCUGCCAAGGGCAUAUCAAUCCGUGUUGCUUCUCCGAAACUGGUCAUGGAAGAAGCUCCGGAGUCCUACAAGAAUGUAACGGAUGUAGUCAACACAUGUCAUGCCGCGGGUAUAAGCAAGAAAGUGAUAAAACUCCGUCCAAUCGGCGUCAUCAAGGGUUAG
This is a messenger RNA of Dibothriocephalus latus, 1341 nucleotides long. NCBI's taxonomy places the organism in Eukaryota, Metazoa, Platyhelminthes, Cestoda, Diphyllobothriidea, Diphyllobothriidae. The record is from the annotation of a GenBank genome assembly.